AAUGGCGCACGUAGCUUUGUGAACGGCUGAUGGAGACAUUUUAAAAUAAACACACAGCUAGCCGCUAACGGCUAACAGGGCUCGCAAAGGUGCGAGCGCACUGCGCCAAAACACGUUUAAAUUCUUCCAAGUUUUAAAGGAGUGAAGUCUGUUUUGCAGGGCAUUGUUUGUGCAUCGUAAAUCUAAGAGGCUACAAAUUACCGAAGAUGUCGAAAAGUCUGACACUGGGAAAAGAAGAUUGUAACUAACGCCGCGCAGGUGAGCUCCCGUCCAGGCACAUUGGUCCAUGUUUGAUGGACCUUUGGGCUCUGGGCUCAACUAGCAUGAAGAUGGCUGAUUCAGAGAAGGCAGAGGAAUUUGGGGAUGCUGAGUGCCCCCCAGAGUGCCUUGACGAAGCACAAUCAGCCACGGCUUCUCUUCAGGGAGAGCAGGAUGAGCAUCUGAAAACGGAGACCACCACCAGUACCAGCUCACCACCAAGGGAAAAGGAGGCAGACAGCCCCUUGAAUACAGAGGGUGAGCAGAGUCUCCUCUCCAUGCCAUGCCUGAUGAAAGAGCUCCGCCGAGACUCCCCAGAGUCCCAGCAUGCCUCUACAGGGAGUGACAAGCCUGUGUCUCGACAUAUCUAUGAGAGUGACUCCUCAAACCCCUGCAUGCUCUCCCCCUCAUCCAGUGGCCACCUCGCUGACUCAGACACACUCUCCUCAGGGGAAGAAGGUGCUGGUCCUCCUGCAGGAGGAGAGGAAGAGGGCAACAUGGAAGCUGUAAAUGAUCCUGGGCAGGCAGCCGGAAAGCAAACAUCUGCCACGGCGACAGGGGGGAGAAAGUCUCGGCGGUCACGUUCAGAGAGCGAGAUGCCUCCCAAUGCAAUGGCUGCAAAGAAAAAUCGCUGCCAGCCCACUGUGGUAGCAGCAGGAGGGCAGGAAAAACAAACCAAUGGCAAGCUGGGGAAAGUGAAAGGCCAUCGUAGCCAGAAACACAAGGAGCGUAUGCGCUUGCUGAGACAAAAACGAGAGGCGGCAGCACGGAAGAAGUAUAACCUGCUGCAGGACAGCAGUACGAGUGACAGCGAGCUCACAUGUGACUCCAGCACCAGCACCUCUGAGGACGAGGAUGAUGACACUUCAGGAGGUAGCAAGACAAUCAAGACAGAUAUUCCAGACGGGCCUCCAGUAGUGGGUCACUAUGAUAUUUCAGACACUGAUUCUAACCAGGAGAGUAUGAGUGUGGAGACAGUCCGGCCCACGGUGAUAAAGCAUGAGCUAAAAACACACAGAGGCCAGGAUAUGGCAGCUCACUCUGGGUGUGUAAGAGCUCUGAGCUCUAUCUCAGGCCACAUGGAGGCAGAGCUGUCGCACAAGGAGAGUUCUCAACACAACAAGGGCCAGAUUAACGUUGCUUCCUCCGACAGCGAGGUGGAAAUUGUCGGAGUGCAAGAGAAACCACGAUGCGCCCACCCAUGCGGAGGUGUGAUAAAGAGUUUGUCCUCCUGGAAGGAGAACUCAGUGGAGCAGUUAAACAGCACAAAUCAACCACAGCUAUGGACUACUGUUUCUCCUCAGCCUAACUGGGUGUCCCCUCCUGAAGUGGUGGACCUCACGCUGGACGAGGACACUGGACACAAAUACCUACUUUAAACAACUUGUACACUGAAGACUCCUUUUUUCUUUCUCUCACUCCUAAUCCUCAUCCCUCUCGCCUCGCCUCCAUGUUACGGCUGAAAUCCUUCCUAGAGUUGCAGCCUCGCCUGUAACCACUUGUGGACUCUUCCUGCUCCAGAGCACUGUUUGUUUUUAACUUACUGUUGAACAAUCAUAUGUAUCAAAGCCAUUCUGCUGACGUGAUUCCCUGAUCUUGGCUUGUCAGCUAUGAAUUUAGUUGUAAUAAAAUGGCACAGCACUUCAAGUGCAGGUGGAAAUGUAUGUAAGAGUGAUUGAUCUGUCAAUGAUAGCAAUAUCCUCCCUUCAUUUUAUACCUCAGUUACCCCAUGAUAACGGACGUAGGUAGUCAUUUGGUGUUGUGUGCUUGCAAGCUAUACAGUGAAAACUUCAAGUUGCUGCUUAAGAGCAGGUCUGUAUCACAAUAUGGCUGAAGACCCGUUUCAGACUCUGAACAACAUAUUUUCAGACUGGAUUUGGCAUUUUUAUUUGCAGUCACCUGCGGUCAAGACAAAAUGGCAGCUGGUACACUUUCUGUUGUACAGUACAUCAUAGAUAGAUGGGAACAUUUGCUUUGUUCCUGUCUUGGGUCAAUUUUGUUUUUAGUCUCACCACUGGUUUCAUAUUUAGCUCUGCAUUGAUAACUUCGCUUUACUAUACAGUGCUCAGCUUAAGAAGAGCCCAUGCUCCGAUACUGUCCGGGAGUGUUUUGUUUUGGUUCAUCCUAAUGGAGUAGUUGGACUUCUUGAGAAAUAAGCUUAUUUGCCUUUGAGCUGAGAAUUUAAAUGAGAAGAUUGAAGAGAAGAUUGAUAUCAUAUAUCUUUUUGUUAAAUAUAAAGGCUACAGCCCGUAUAGUUUAGCUCAGCAAAAGGAUUCAAAACAGCUAGCCUGUCUCUGUCCAACGGUAACAAAUCCACCUACCUGCACCUUUUAAAGCUCAUUGAUUAACAUGAUAUCUCAUUUGUUUAAUCUGAGUUCUAAAAAUGGCAAUUUGCUGUUUAACAGACGGUUACAUGGCAGACUUAGUCUUGGCUGGACACAGUAACUUCCCAGUGUCUCCGCUGGUUCCCUGGCAACUGCGCGGAGCCAAGAAAUACUUGGACAGAGCAAGGCUAGCAUUUCCCCAUCUCAGUCUCUGUGCUAAGCUAAGAUAACCAGCUGCUAGCUGUAGCUUCAUAUUUAAUGGAAAUGACAUUGGUAUUGAUUUUCUCAUCUAGACUGAACUCUCCACCAGAAAGCAAAUAAGUUUAUUUCUCAACUUAUUUUAAAUUCACAGCUUUUGUUUCCUUUGUUUCCAUGUUAUAAUACGUUUUUCCUUUUUCAUGAAAACAAACGGAACAACUUGUUAGAUUCAAAAUCAGAGGUAAAUAAAACAUGCGCACUUGUCACAGACACACUACAAAAUACAACUCAUUUCCAUCGCAGCAGUACUAUAUGUGAUGUUUUAUUGGUAAUAGAAAUCAUGUAUCUUUUGUUAAAGACAAAUUUUUCGUCAGACACCACAUCUCUGUUAGAGAGAGUGAAAGUGACACAAGGUGUUGUGGUUAUCAGUGAAUGUAUGACCCUGCAGUGCUGACUGGGUGCACUCAUUGUUUGCAUGCUUAUCCUGAGUGGAUGCAAGCACCUUUAAACCUCUGGGACCCCUUUAUAACAACUGAGGAGAUGUAUCUUCCAUUGAAUACUGCAAAGCAAGUUGGCCUAACUGCCUUGAAAUGUGCACUAUUUUCUUUUAGAAUGGUAUAAAGCUUAUUCUUUUACCUACAAAGCAGUGGAUUUUGCUAUUCAACAAUAAAUAUUUUAAUAAUAGAUGUGAAUUUAGCACAUGUAUAAACACAGUACACGUGGUGUUGAGUUUGUGCCCACAUGUGGGGCAUCUGUAGAGGAGACAUUUACUGUAUGAACUGUUUUUACCCUGGUCCUCAUGGCCUGCUUGCUCUCUUUCCCUGUGGUCUUAUUUUUGUCUUCAUGCAGUACUGCAGCCCUGAUGAGACUGCAGCCAUGCUGGUAAAGGUUUAUCAGCAAUCCAACUUCAUACACUGUUUUAUCACUUUGUUUUAUUGCAUAUUGAAUAACAUCGACUUUAAGUGAUGCUUGAGAAAUAUAUAAUCAUAUUAAUUUAACUUCUGCUGGUCACAGAAAGGGAAAAUCCUAAAUAUAAGGAACUAAACCAAAGUCUAAAUGGAAUAUAUUUUGGGUUUGUUUUCUUUCCCAAGUUGAAAUAUGCUUCCAGUUUAUUCUUUUAAAUUUACUCAGUAAGUCUGAAGAUUUUAAUUUGGAAGUCGUUGCACUUGUGAAAUGAGGUGACAUGAAUUCUGUUUCAUAUUCAAGACAGUUUAGUAUAAUGUGAUAUUUUUGUUUUCCAUUGGCCAGUUCUUUUCACUAUAUGCAGCUACAACUGUAGGGACAAUUAUUUUACCAGACCACUUCUGCUUGCAAAAUCCAUUUUGCUAUUGUUCCUUAGGAUUAUUAUGAAAUGUUAGUAAGACAUUGCUCGUGUCUUUAGAGGUGAGGUUUGGUAGAAAAUAGGGCAGUGAUGCUCAACUAUGGUUGCACAUUGCAUGUUUGGUCACAUCUUUUAACCUCAAGUCAGAUUAUAACCCUCAUUAGUAAUUUAGCCUUGCUCUUCUGUUAUUUUUGUUUUAUUUUACUGUCAGUAUUUUAAAUUAACAAACAAGGUGUUUAUUUUGUUGCUUCUGCAGGUCCUUGACUUCCUUGAAAUUAUGUCUGUAGAUCAAAAAGAAACUAUUUUAAAACUAAAUAAAUAGAGCGUUAUUUAAUGA
Messenger RNA from Seriola aureovittata, 4438 nucleotides. It is a transcript of the gene ark2n, whose product is annotated as arkadia (rnf111) N-terminal like PKA signaling regulator 2n. Bases 294 to 1637 code for a protein of 447 amino acids. Lineage: Eukaryota; Metazoa; Chordata; Actinopteri; Carangiformes; Carangidae. The record is from RefSeq and is a predicted model, not a curated record. Gene Ontology annotation, molecular function: ubiquitin protein ligase activity. The transcript has 5 exons. Gene Ontology annotation, biological process: ubiquitin-dependent protein catabolic process.